Messenger RNA from Apus apus (common swift), 6309 nucleotides. RefSeq names its product F-box protein 21 (gene FBXO21). Gene Ontology annotation, molecular function: DNA binding; protein binding. The transcript has 12 exons. The record is from RefSeq and is a predicted model, not a curated record. NCBI's taxonomy places the organism in Eukaryota, Metazoa, Chordata, Aves, Apodiformes, Apodidae. Bases 16 to 1806 code for a protein of 596 amino acids.
GAGGAACCAGCCAAGAUGGCGGCGGCGGAGCCCGAGGGGAUGGGCCUGACCGACCUGCCGGGCGAGCUGCUGGAACUCAUCCUCUGCUGCGACGUGCUGGGCGCUGCCGACAUCGGGCGGGUGGCCUGCACCUGCCGCCGGCUGCGCGAGGCCUGCCAGCCCCGCGGGAAGGUGUGGAGGGAGCGAUUCCGCCUCAGGUGGCCAUCCCUGCUGAAAUACUACAGCCACACAGACAGUGUCAGCUGGCUGGAGGAGUACAAAGCACGGCACAACGCAGGGCUGGAAGCCCAGAGGAUUGUAGCUUCCUUCUCCAAGAGGUUCUUCUCAGAACAUGUCCCAUGUGAUGGAUUCAGUGACAUUGAGACUCUUGGGUGCCCAAGUCAUUUUUUUGAGGAUGAGCUGAUGUGCAUCCUUAACAUGGAAGGAAGGAAAGGUCUCACCUGGAAGUACUAUGCCAAGAAAAUCCUGUAUUUCCUACGGCAACAGAAUAUUUUGAAAAAUCUGAAGGAGUAUCUGCAGCGCCCGACCGACCGGCAGUCGUUUCUGGAGGGGGCUGUUUUAAUUGACCAAUACUGCAACCCACUCUCAGACAUCUGCUUAAAAAGUGUCCAGGCACAGGUGGAUGAUAUCACGGAUAAAGUGCGCAAAGUCCUGCGGACAAAAAAUCCAAGGCACCCCAGCUUGGCUUCCAAGGCAGGAGAGGUCUUGAUUCCAGAGGUGGAGCUUCAGAGGCAGGUACUUGAUGCUAUGAAUUGUGUCCUCUAUGAGCAGCUAAAAUACAAAGGAAACGAGCUGGAUUACUACAACUCCCUGAAUUCCUACAUUCACCAGGUUUUGAUCCGCAGGACAGGAAUUCCCAUCAGUUUGUCUGUGCUUUAUUUAACAAUUGCCAGGCAGCUGGGAGUCAAACUUGAGCCAGUCAACUUCCCAAGCCAUUUUCUGCUGCGAUGGUGCCAAGGAAAAGAAGGGAGCACAGAUAUUUUUGACUACACCUACAUUGAUGCCUUUGGGAAGGGGAAGCAGCUGACAGUGAAGGAGUGUGAGUACCUCAUUGGCCACCACGUGACAGAAGAGUUCUAUGGAGUGGUGACUUCCAAAGAAGUCUUGCAGCGUAUGGUGGGAAACCUCUUAAACCUUGGCAAGCGAGAAAGCACUGAUCAAUCUUACCAGCUCUUGAGAGACUCCUUGGAUCUGUACCUGGCCAUGUAUCCAGACAAUGUGCAGCAUCUGAUGCUCCAGGCUAGGUUGUACUUCCACCUGGGAAUCUGGCCAGAAAAGGUUCUGGACAUCUUGCAGCAUAUUCAGGCUUUGGACCCAUCCCAGCACGGGGCUGUGGGGUACUUGGUUCAACACACCCUGGAGCACAUCGAGCGGCGGAAGGAGGAGGUGGGGCCCGAGGUGAAGCACCGCUCAGAUGAGAAGCACAGAGAGGUCUGCUUCUCCAUUGGGCUGGUUAUGAAACACAAGAGAUAUGGCUAUAACUGUGUGAUUUAUGGCUGGGAUCCUGCCUGCAUGAUGGGGCACGAGUGGAUCCGGAAUAUGAACGUCCACAGCCUCCCCCAUGGCCCCCACCAGCCUUUCUACAACGUGCUUGUGGAAGAUGGAUCUUGCAGAUAUGCUGCUCAAGAGAACCUGGAAUACAACUCUGAGCCUCGGGAGAUCCCUCACCCCGACAUCGGCCGCUAUUUCUCAGAGUUCACUGGCAUUCACUACCUACCAAAUACUGAGCUGGAAAUCCGGUACCCGGAGGACCUGGAGCUCACCCGUGCCACAGUUCAGAAGAUCUACAGUCCAGGCAAGGAGUGAGUGCAGAAGGCCUGGUGAGGACAGAAGCAGCUGGAGUGUAGCUUUACCCUCUUGGCAAAACUUGCACGGAAGGCAAGUUUGCUGACAAUCCUUUUGGCUUAAUGCAUUGAGAACUGCAUUGAACUUUGUAACUGGUGCUACAGCAUCUGCCCGUUGCCUGCCUGCCCCUUCUGGCCCAGAGCCAUGGGGACACAUUGGCAGUGGAGGCCAAGCAGCAGAAGAUUGGACCAGAUGAUCCUUGAGGUCCCUUCCAACCUGGCAUUCUGUGGUCAAGGAUCCUGCAGGGACGGUGGCGCUGGGAAGCGCGUUGUCCUGCGGGAGGAUUUGCACAUCCUGCUCGUUCUGUGGUUGUCUUGCCUAGAAGGUCAACACAGUGAGAUACCCCUGGUGUGGAGUAUGGAAGAACCCCCUCAUCUAGAGAAGGAAGCUGCUUAUCCUUGCAGUGUUGUGGGGUUUUUCUUUGGCUGUGUUUUGGGUUUGGUUUUUUUUAAUGUGUAGCUCAUGCAGGUGAUAGUUUUUAAGGUCUCUUAAUGUUUCGUUGUUGUCUUCUCCAAUCUGAAUUUUUGGUCAGGUUUUGCUUCACCCCUCUAGUCUGAUUGUUCACAGAGCUCCUGCUCAAUUCUGAGUAUCCUCACAGAUGGGGAAGAGCCCCAACAACAAAACCAGAAGCAGCUAGGCUUUGGGGGUAGCAAGCUCCUUGGUAACACUGAGGCCCAGCUGGCCACCUCACUGAUGGUACAAACUCUUCUAAUGCAGAAGGUGACCUUCUAACCCUUUCUCAUGCCUGCUAACCACACCAGUCCAUGUUCUUACCUUGUUUUUUGCUCUGUUGGUUGUGUGUCCAAGGCAGGAUCUACAGCACAGCCCUGAGGGCUCCCAGGACCACUUUGAACCUCGUGGCACUGUUCCAUGGAAGCCUUGAGGUCAGUGCCAGAGUGACUUUGGUGUUUGGGGAGCUUCCAGUCACUGCCCUCUCCAAUCUACAGGUUUUUAUGCAAUACAGUGGGGUCAUGACUGGAAACUGGCCAACCCUGGAGUCAUCCAAGCUGUGUAUGGAAGAGAGAUGUUCAUUCCUGCAGCUUGAGGCCUUCUUCCUUUUUGCCAAAAGAGGAUGGAUUUUGGGGGAGCGCUCGCUCCGAAGGGAAGAGCUUUAGCAGCUCAAGGCACAUGAGUUUCAACGGGACCUAAAAGGCCCAGACAGAACCACUACAGAAAAGCUUUUCCUCUGGGUUUCAAGUAUUAUGGGAUGCAGAGUGACAUGUGUUUGUGCAUCCACAGAGCCUGCAUCUCUUGAUGUUUUCUGAAGCCACGGCUGUAGACCAGCUGCAGCUCCUGCCUCCUGUCACUGCCCAGUUGCAAUAGAGUAGCUACAUCAGAGAUGAGAAUUAGGCCCUGUAGAGUUAGCUGGAUGCUCUUAGUCUAUUCUAGCACUUCAGGUAUUGCCACAUGGAAUCCCACAGCCCUCCUCUUAGAGUAGUGCUUGAGCUGCAUGCCAUCCUGCUGAAACCCUGAGCACUGCUUCCAUGGGAGACAUAAAUGCUGAACACCUGGCACCUUUGCCAGCAGAGUGGUGGUGGUGGUGGUGGUUUGCAGGGAUCUUGGAGCUUGAAGAAUAACAGCCCUGUGUGGGUGGUGCUCAGGAAUGGCAAAGGUGCUGUGCUCUGAGUAGAACAAUGUCUUUUAAAGAAAUCUGUACUGCAAGGAACUUGGAAGGGGUGAAGGAAGAAGGGGCUGAAGAAUUUCUGCAGAAGCAGAACGAAUGGGUCCAACUGAAAGCAGAGUUAGGGAACCAUCAGGCCCAAUCUUAAAAUCCCUUCUCUUGUUUUUGAGGAUUGAAGUCGAUCCCAUCCCCUGCAACCCUUGUUGAGGGUUGAAAGCAGGUGCCAAAAGAUUCCUGGGAGGGAUGAAAAGUUGGGAAUGGGGCUGUUGAGUCACAAGGUUGAUGCUGGUAGCUGAAAAAGGCAUCCAGGAGCAGGGCUUGGGCUCCCCAUUCCCAGCCUCAGCUUUGAUGAGGCUACCUCUGUGGCUGGAUAGGUAUCCAUGAGUUUCCAGGGGCUUUAUGGUCCAUUGUGCCACCAAGGCAGCCCAGUGCCACCUUCCCCCUCUCAAGUGCAUCAGAAGGGCUGCCACAAAUGAGCUUGUAGGAGUUCUCAGUGAGAGGUGCUGACGGGUAGAAUGGUGUCAAAAAAAAGCCACAAGGGCUCAACAGAAAGCUGCCCAAAGUUCUCUGAAAACUGGUGCUGGACAAUGCACACCUAACCUGCUGUGUAUUUCAAGAUGGGGGGGGGGGGGGUGUCCUAGAGUUACUGAUGGAGCCCCAUAUUUCUGGAACCACGGUGUGUUUGUAAUCUGCCAAGAGCCUGGAGAAGGAGGAAGUGUGGGAGCUGCUCCUCGGGCGGUUCCUGCUCGCUUCCCCACCCACAGCCUCUGCACCCUUUCUGCUUUUGCAGGGGGUGCAGCAAGGAGGGCUCUGUGUGCCACAGGACAAACACACUGCAAGUGACUUUUGUCCACAAGGCAGCCCAGGCAGCCCUGUAACCAACCUCUCAUCCCUUCAGCAAAUACCUUGUGGAGAAGCUGUCCUCAAGCAGCCCCAGGGGUUUGCUUUGCUGUGCUGGCCACAUCCCUGCUGGUUAUGGGGGUGCUCAUGCUGUCCAGGAGUGUCAACACAACCUUCUAUAUGUGCCAAAUUUGGAAGAGACUGGAGGCAUUUCAGUAGGCCCUGCAUAAGCUCCAAACCUGGGCUUGGAACUUCAAAAGCCAAAGGAAAUGGUGUGUAAAGGCUCCUGUUCUGAUCCCGUUUGGUUGGACAUGCUCCUUGUCUCAUCCUGCCUUCCUCUGCUGCCUGUGCUGCUGGGGAUACUGAGUUUGCUCUUAGCCAGGGGGAAUUCCCACCUAAGUACUGGCAGCCUUGGGAGACCUGAGCCCAAGCAUGCAGGAAUGCCAGGGAGAACUGAAACAUCCACAAGGACAUCUCUCCUGGCGUGAGCAGCCUCCUGAAACACACGUCGGUUCCCAGGGACUGAGCGCCCGGGGUCCAGCAUGGCCAGGAAGCAGCUCCUGGGGUUGCUGGAGGACACCUUGGGUCAGACCUGUGUGUCAGGCAGCUCUUCUGUCCCCCUGUCCCCUCCGGGCAGCACAGGCAUUAAUUAUCACAGCCACCAUUUCCCCAAGAAGCCAGCAGUGGAUCCCAAACAUUCCUUGUGUCCAUGUCUGGGUCCGUGUCAGCGGUGCCACACCUGCACACCCAUGAUUUGUCCUGUCAUGUCUGUGUGGAGAUCCCAUGGGAAAAGGGGUGUUUUGCUUUUGGGAGAAGGUGGAAUUGCCUUCCUCUUCAUUCACCCAUCAUCCCUUUGAGCAGAAAGGUGGGGCUGUGUGGUCUGGUACCAGUGUCCUGUGGGCUGGAGUCCCCAGGGGCAGGGAGGUGGGGUUCCUGCAGCUGAUGCCAUCUUCUCCCUUUGCUUUUUGUGUCCUGUGGACAGGGUGCUGUCAGGCUGAAGUGGCUUUCUGCAGCCUGAAGGGAAAAAACAGGAAGAGGGGGAAAGAGGAGGUAGGAAAAGUGCAAGGAACCAGUGGUAUUUGCUGUCUGGAUUGUUAGGAAGAGGGUAGAGAAAGUGAGCCCAUGGGUUGGUUCUGAGCAGUGUCUUGGGGCUCAGGUGAUGGAGGUGGCACCAGCCCCAGACUUCCCCUGGCAGGGAAGGGACAGCUGUGGGUGACAGCCUCUUGGGGGAGGGUUGUCCUUCCACACCCAGGGCAGGGUUUUGAUGUGCUGCUGUUUCUGAGAGAGGCUGAAUUGCUGCUCAGGGCCCUCCACCAGCACCCCAGUGUGGGAGACAGAUGGAUAAUGAUGCAGCAUCCUCUUGGGAAGCCCUUCCAACCCCUCUGGACCCAUCCUGACAUGAUCUGAAGUGCCCUGACAGCCCCCAGAGCUGAGAGCCCAGGGUGUGACCUCUGUGAUGACCCAUGGCAGUGUGUCACCAACCUUUACAGGAGAAACAGAGGCUUCAGGACUCAACAGACCAAGGAUCCCUGCCUCCAUCCACUGGGGCUCUGCCCCUGAGGGCAGGAGGGGGAGGAGAGGACUACUUGGGGAUCCUCUGGUCCCUUCCAGGUUGCCUGGGGUGUUGUCCUGACUAGUUUUGAGCAUCUCCAUGGGAUGUCACAAGUCCAUUGGCCCUCCCUGCCUGGCAGCUACCUCUCCCCACCCAGAAGGACACAGGGACACCCCUUUCCUACCCACCUCCCUUGGGCUGGAGAUGCCUGGGCCUGGUGAGAUGACACAACAGAUGAAAAAUUAGCCCAGGCCUGAAGGGUGAGGACCUUUGAGCCCCAGGGUCCCCUGACACUGGCAGCUGAGGUUGCAGGAUGGGGACAACGUUCUCAUUUUAUUUAAAAAGCAGGUAUUUCUUGGCUGUGGGGGCAGCUGGAGGCUGGGAGUGAUUUGGUUCCUUUCCUGUUUAUAUUUGGCAUUAAAGAAAUAAACCCAGUGACUGGUUCCCCCCG